ACAGAGUCUUCAAAUUUUUACUCUCUCUGAAAGGGAACACACAUCUGACAACUCCUGUCAUCACUCAGAGCACAUUGACAUCCUGUGUUACAUUUCGUGACGUGAAUUAUGACGUCCCUUAUCGGACUAUGUUCUCAAGAGGAUGGAGCAGUUAACGCAGACCAUCACUGAGGACUAAAGAGAGACAUCAUCUUAUAACACCAUCACCUGUCUUCUUCUUCAAACCACUCUCCAGCUUCAGCCAUCACCAACCACCUUCACAAAUUCUCCUCCACACCACCGCCUCAAUAUCCCACCAGGAAUCCCUGCUGCAGGAACAGGGACGCAGAGGUCACAACACAAGUGUUUGUGGACUCCUCAAGUCAGGGAUGAGGGGGUCGCUGUGCUGAGGGAUAGCGCACAGAUCUCUAUCUCACAUUUAAGUAUGGUGUUCAUUGAUCCCCACUGCAUUGUAUUAUAAUGCACAAAUGGAUGCUGACAUGGAACCUUCAAAAUCUGUUCUCGGGACUGUACCUGCAUGCAAUCUUCUUGUUCGGCAGUGUGUGUGUGGUCUACAGUGACUGCACUCCAGAGCAACUUGCCGCCAUCAUGAACUGCUCCAAACACGAGCGCCACACCAGAAACUACGACUACAUGGAGGGAGGAGAUGUGCGCAUCAGACAGCUGUUCAGCCGCACACAGUGGUUCCUAACAAUUGAUGAUUUCGGCAACAUCAACGGGACUCAAGAUCCCACCAACUGCCACAGUAUCCUGGAGAUCAGGACAGUGUCUGAGGGGGGAGUACUGGCUAUCAAAGGUGUGAAGAGCCAGUAUUAUAUCUCUAUGAACAAGGCUGGUCAGCUGCAAGGCAAGAGGAUCUACAAUGAAAACUGCAACUUCAAGGAGGUUUUCCUAGAAAACUACUUCAACGCUUACUCCUCUGCAAGGUGGACUAAAAAUGGCAAGGAAAUGUUCAUAGCCCUGUCGCAGAAGGGAAAGCCGAUGCGAGGGAAGAAGACCAGGAGGGAGCAUGUAGCAUCUCACUUCAUCCCUAUGAAGUGCAGGGAGGAGGAGAGGAGGGUGGACUGAAAAAGCAGAGGACUAAUGAGUCGCAAAUUGUGUAUGAUUUCAAUCACAUAUUAUAUAUGUUAACAGACACAUGUAAACUCAUUACCAUCAUCACGCUCCACUCUCCUCCAGUUGUAGAUGAGUUAUAUAAUGUCCUAUAAUAUCUUGUAAUUUUUCAUAAGCUAAAGCAACAGAUAUCAGAUGGGCACAUUAAACUAUUCCAAACUAUCUCAAAAAAGAUGUUGAAACAAGAAAAUAUUUGAAAUAGCUUCAACUGGUACACAAACUGUAAAACUACGAAGGCCUACUCAAUGUUAUCGUUAUUUUGAGUUAAAUAUAAUAUUUCUUAUAAAACAGUAAAGUGUUUUCUUAUAAAACAGUAAAUUGUAUGACACACAGUCGGGGCUGUAUCUUUUUCCAAAGAUGAUCUACAGCCAGCCAGAUGAAGAGACCUGUAUGAUCAACAGAAAGGUCCAGAAUGGAGAUUUGGCUUGACCAAGAUGUGCUGAAGCAAGCUGGACUUGUCUUUUUUUACUGGUACAAGUGCUCAGAGUACACAAAAAAGAGGCACGAUAAACUACAAUAGCAUGUUCAGUAAAAUGAGAGUGUGCAGGACGAUCUGUUUGUGAAUGAUCCGUCUGUCCUUCCUGCAUUGAAGACCGGACUCUGGUCAAAUGCAUUGGAGCUGCUCAUUAAUUCCCUCUUUAUUAUCAAGUUGUGAUUUUGAAAUGCUAAAAUAUUCUGCU
This is a messenger RNA of Centropristis striata (black sea bass), 1793 nucleotides long. It is a transcript of the gene fgf7, whose product is annotated as fibroblast growth factor 7. Gene Ontology annotation, biological process: positive regulation of gene expression; fibroblast growth factor receptor signaling pathway; positive regulation of epithelial cell proliferation. The record is from RefSeq and is a predicted model, not a curated record. Gene Ontology annotation, cellular component: cytoplasm. Lineage: Eukaryota; Metazoa; Chordata; Actinopteri; Perciformes; Serranidae. The transcript is spliced from 4 exons. Bases 460 to 1068 code for a protein of 202 amino acids. Gene Ontology annotation, molecular function: growth factor activity; type 2 fibroblast growth factor receptor binding.